Phodopus roborovskii (desert hamster) is the source of this 1978-nucleotide messenger RNA. It is a transcript of the gene Srfbp1, whose product is annotated as serum response factor binding protein 1. NCBI's taxonomy places the organism in Eukaryota, Metazoa, Chordata, Mammalia, Rodentia, Cricetidae. Gene Ontology annotation, cellular component: 90S preribosome; nucleus. Bases 63 to 1382 code for a protein of 439 amino acids. Gene Ontology annotation, biological process: maturation of SSU-rRNA. The transcript is spliced from 8 exons. The record is from RefSeq and is a predicted model, not a curated record.
GCCGCCGUCAGGGGGCGUGUCUACGCAGCCGUGGUGCAGCCACCGGCGUUCACGUGCUGGAGAUGGCGGCCGACCCUCUUCCUCCGUCCGCGAUGGCUCAGCCGGGGACCCUGAACCUCAAUAACGAGGUUGUGAAGAUGAGAAAGGACGUGAAGCGAAUCCGAGUUUUGGUUAUCCGAAAACUUGUCAGGAGUGUUGGCAGACUGAAAUCCAAAAAGGGAACUGAAGAUGCCCUAUUGAAAAACCAAAGACGAGCUCAAAGGUUGCUUGAAGAAAUCCACGCCAUGAAGGAAUUGAAACCUGAUGUCAUAACUAAAUCUGCUCUUGGUGAUGAUAUCAACUUUGAAAAAACUUGCAAAAAGCCAGAUUCUACUGCCACUGAAAGAGCAAUUGCCAGAUUAGCAGUUCACCCUCUUCUGAAGAAAAAAAUAGAUGUGCUAAAAGCUGCAGUACAAGCCUUCAAAGAUGCAAGGCAGAAUGCUCCUGAGGCUGAGUCAUCAAAGACUGUUCCAGAAGAAAACCAGUGUCGGGACACUCUCUGUUCAAAAGAUGAUGCGAGCGAGAUACAGCAUCCUGAGAGAACUAUUGUUAGUGAGCAGAAAGGAAAAGAUGCCAAAACAAUAGCAAAAAAAGCAGUGCAUGAUUUAAAAGGAAAAAUGGCCACGAUAGAACAUGGACCCAAAGCUGUGGCCACCCCGUGUCCUCCAGAGAUGCCUUCAGGAAAGGAUGCUGUGGCUACCUCUGCAUACCAGAAGGUGCCUUCUGACUCAAAAGGGAAUGCCUCAACUGCAACCACAAAGAAAGAGAGUGAGCGCACCCUGGGUGAGAGCGGUGGCAGUGAGGAAGAGGGGAGCGAGGAGGAAAAGGAGUACUUUGAUGAUAGCACUGAAGAAAGGUUCUACAAACAGUCUUCUGUGUCUGAGGACAGCGACAGUGGUGAUGACUUCUUCAUUGGGAAAGUCCGACGGACACGGAAGAAGGAAGGCAGUAUUCGGCCCUCGGCUAAGGAACAGAAGCCCCUCCCAAAAGUGUCACCCAAAACAUACACACUUGAAACUGAUUGGGAUGUGAGAAAUGAUAAGCACAAGCUGAUUCCAGAAGCCAGGAAGUUAGAAUCCGUGUUUUUCCACUCUUUAUCUGGACCUAAAAGCUCCCGGAGGGAUUCCAGAGAACAGGCCCCAAAGAAUAAAACUCCAGAUUUUCCAGAAAAUGAACCUGGAAUCAAGAGUCAGUUUACAAAGAGUGCACGAAGAAGGUUUGAGAGUGUGAAGCAGCAGGCACAAGCUCCUCUGCACCCUUCCUGGGAAGCAAGCAGGAGGCGGAAAGAGCAGCAAUCCAAAAUCACUGUGUUUCAGGGGAAAAAAAUCACAUUUGAUGACUGAUUGCUCAUUGUCUUUCUGAGCUUUCUGUCAAAAUUUUUGUGGUUUUUAUUUUUAACUAGCCUAUUAUUUAAAUUAGUGUCUUUGAGAGAGAUAUAAAAUAUAUUGUUUUCCCUUUUUUGUGUGAGUUCGGAGAAUGUUUACAUAAUCUUUUAUAGAUCUCUAAAUUUGUUUCACAAGAGUGCUUGCCCCAUAUUAUUUCUUAUAUAAAAUAAUUUAGAGGUUACAGAAUGAUUAUGAAAUAUGUGUCACUAGUUAAACUUUGCCUAUUGCCUUGAAAAUAAGGCAAAACAGGGUUAAUGAAAUGGUUCACAUCCUGCCAAGCCGCAUGACCCAGAUUUGACCCUGUGAGGUUCCUAUGGUGGAAGGACAGAACAAUAGUUCUCUGCACAUGCACAGUGUGGGACAUACAUAUGUAAACACGCACCUACACACAAUAAUGUUAUAACAUACCAUUAUUUAAAGUAAUAGACAGUGAAUCAUGACUACUUAAAAAUAUAUCAUCUUUGUUACAAGAUAUUUUUUGUAAGCAAAACAGAGUAAUUUUCAUUGCAGAUAUAGCCAUAAUAUAAAUUAAAUAUUAAUUUUUCAUAGUUGCA